AUGUCAGAAGUCAGAACCACGAGCUUCGUGAUCAGUGAUCACCGGAACGCGAACAUUCAUUUAAAUGAAUUAGAACCAAAACCACAAUAUCUGAAACUUAGAGAACCUUUAUCUGUUGAAAAACAAAUAGCUGUGGCUUUAUAUAAAUUAGCUAGCACUGCAGAAUAUAGAGUUAUUGGCAAUACAAUGGGUAUCCAUAAAUCAACUGUUAAAAAGUGUGUAUAUAAAGUAGUUAAAGCUAUUAAUCAAAUUAUGCUUCAAAAUUAUAUAUACAUGCCUCAUGAAAAGGAGGCUAAAUUUAUAGCUCAAAAUUUUGAAGAGAAAUGUGGUAUUCCACAAAUUAUUGGCAGCAUUGAUGGGACUCACAUUGAAAUUAUUCCACCAAGUGAAGGAUGUAAAGAUUUUGUUAAUAGAAAAGGAUGGCCUUCAUAUAAUGUUUUAGCAGUAGUCGAUCAUAAUGGAAGGUUUAGAAAUAUUGUGGCAAAACAUCCGGGAAGUUGUCAUGAUGCUGCUGUUUUAAAAGAUAGUACUCUUUAUAAGAAUUCUAAUACAAUAAUACCUAAGGAAACUCAAAAUAUUAAUGGAAUGGAAAUACCCUUUAUAAUAGUUGGAGAUCCUGCUUAUCCGUUAUUGCCAUGGCUUUUAAAAGGAUAUUCUGGUUCAUUAUCAGCAGAGCAAGAAUCUUUCAAUGUAUAUUUAAAUUCUGCUCGAGUGUCUGUCGAAAUGGCUUUUGGCAGAUUAAAAGCAAGAUGGAGAAUUUUGCAUCAAAUUAACUGUGACUACAUAUUUGCGCCAGAAAUAAUUGUAGCUUGUUGUAUAUUGCAUAAUUUUGUUGAAAGCAAAAAAGAAAGAUUCUAUUCUGAAUGGUUACAAGAAGCUGAACAAUUACAACUCUUAACACCGCAACCAACAUGUGCAACUAAUUAUCAAAGAGAUUCAGUACAAGGUACAGAGUUGCGAAAUCAUUUGAAAGAAUAUUUAUCACAGAAUUUUCCAUUGAGAAAAGCAUUAAUACGACCAUAA
This is a messenger RNA of Nylanderia fulva, 1023 nucleotides long. The record is from RefSeq and is a predicted model, not a curated record. NCBI's taxonomy places the organism in Eukaryota, Metazoa, Arthropoda, Insecta, Hymenoptera, Formicidae.